Molecule: messenger RNA, 2042 nt
Organism: Asterias rubens (European starfish)
Lineage: Eukaryota; Metazoa; Echinodermata; Asteroidea; Forcipulatida; Asteriidae
Exons: 16
Coding region: 383-1957 (524 amino acids)
Biological process (GO): signal transduction
Molecular function (GO): protein binding
Source: RefSeq, a predicted model, not a curated record
AGAAACAUUUCUUUGAGAUGCAGAGAAGAAGUGAAUGACAUACAGAUCUGAAGAAAAGAAAAUACAAACACUUACCCCUGAGUACGAAAACCAGCAAAGAAAGCUUACCAGCCUUAACUACUGGUUUCUGAGUUCACUCUUGGAAACCCAUCAACAAUUGUGAGCUCAUCUCAACAGUACACAUUGCAAACAUCACUACUUGGUACACAGCUCUGUGUACCAAGUGUACCGGAUACCAAGUGCGUCGUUAUCCAGUAGUGUGACAUUCAUUAUUCACAUCUUAUUUUGGUUAAGUAUAAACGAGACAUAGUCAUGGAACUGGGUUUACCUUCUACUUUGGGGGAGCAUCACUGUUCAUGUUGUGUUGUCUAACCGUAAAGUGAUGACUGUACAAAUUACAUUUGGUGGGGGCAUUGGUAUUGCAGCCGGAGGGAGUAUUGGUCUCGGUGUACUAAUUGGCAUCUGUAUAGCAUUAUGGAGAUGUUGCUGUGGAGACAACAAUUUCUGGAGGGGAGUCAAUUGGUGUAAAGGGACGUCUCAAGAAGGUUCAGAAUCUCCAGAAACAGUAAAACAAUCGAUGUUGAACAUCCAUUGUCUUAGUUGUCAUUGUUGUGGUGGCUCAUCGAACGUCAACAACAUUCAGUCAAGAGGAUCUGUACAAUUUGUAAAUGAGACUCCAGAAGAAACUGUAAGCAGUCAGCAACAAUCCAACGUGAACAGUCAGCCAGCAAGUAAUCCCUCUGGGUCUAAUCAGACUGUUCAUCCAACUGCACCUCCAGAACGGAGCAAUGAAAAUGAUCCACUGCUGCCACCACCAAACGUGGACAAUCAGCCAGCAAAUAAUCCCUCUGGGUCUAAUCAGACUGUUCAUCCAACUGCACCUCCGGAACGGAGCAAUGAAAAUGAUCCACUGCUGCCACCACCAAGUAAUGUUGGUACUGGAUCUUCUCAGUCAGUUUCCUUGGUUACUGUAGAUGUCCACCAAAGAAGUGCAGCACAAAGUGAUACCUCUGAUUUGACCACUGAAAGCUCCUCUACAGCUGCCACAUCUGAUCAACCUGAUUCCCGAACAAAUCAGACAACUUCUCACCAACCUCAGCAACAAUUAACUGGUAAUGUUGGUACUGGAUCUUCCCAUUCAGGUUCCUUGGUUACUGUAGAUGUCCACCAAAGAAGUGCAGCACAAAGUGAUACCUCUGAUUUGACCACUGAAAGCUCCUCUACAGCUGCAACAUCUGAUCAACCUGAUUCCCAAACAAAUCAGACAACUUCUCACCAACCUCAGCAACGAUUCACUGCUGUAGAGCGGGUUCCAAGCUCAAUGGUUCCAACCAGUACAGGGGGAUGUUUUGCAUCACAGCCAACAAAUAAGAGAAAAUUUUCUGCCAAAUUUGUGGGAGAUUUAGGGAACGUUCUAGAUCCCGACAGUGCUGUAGAUGCUGACUGGCGUCUCAUGCUGAUAGAGCUUGGGCAGUCACAAGGUGAAAUAAGGAAAGUUCAUUCCAUGAGGCACCCUACUGAGGAGGCUUUAUAUAGUUGGCAGGAGGCUGGCAGAUCUCUGGAUGAGUUGUUGGAGAUUUAUCAAGAGAAACGACCGGAUGUUACGGAAGUUAUUGAGCGAUAUAAAAAGAAUAAUGCAGCUUGUUACGCCAUCCCAGUUGAGACUGUGCAACAAACACCAAGACAUGAAACAGCUAUUGUGACAACAGAGCAACUUAUUAAACUUGCUCACAAUCUUGGACCAUGGAAUGAGCUAGCUAUAAAUCUGGGUAUGUCUGGAGGAGAUAUUUACAAAAUUAAAGAAGACAACAAAUACGACCAAUGGGCUCAGGUUUUCUACAUGCUAGAAAAAUGGCAAAAGAGGGAAUCUCCAAAGGCUACUGUGGGAUUAUUAUAUAAAAAAUGCUGUGAGACAAAAACUAUUGAUAAAGAAUUCUAUGCCUUUCUGUUGAAAUAGACAUGCAUGGGGAACUGUCAAACUCCAAUAAAUGAAACUUCACUGACAGGGCCCCGAGCAAAACCCUAUUUCUCGCAGCCCCCCC